This is a messenger RNA of Exaiptasia diaphana, 1020 nucleotides long. Its product is annotated as galaxin-like. Lineage: Eukaryota; Metazoa; Cnidaria; Anthozoa; Actiniaria; Aiptasiidae. The coding region runs from base 1 to 786 and encodes 261 amino acids. The transcript is spliced from 2 exons. The record is from RefSeq and is a predicted model, not a curated record.
AUGACAUCGUGUGCUUUUUCAAACUUUUCAAUAGAUUUUGUCACUUCAUAUGCACAACAGCACAAAGAUGAGAUAACCAAAAGAUGUUGUGAUGAAGAGAUCUAUGCACACGAAACACACGAGUGCUGCGAAAAUGAAGUAAUUAACAAGACCUCGCAUGUUUGCUGUGAAGGGGAAGUAAAUGAAAACAUUGAAGACGGUGAAUGUUGCGGCGAUAAAGUGAUUGAUCCAAAAACCCAUCGCUGCUGCAAUGGAAAGGAAUAUGAAAUGGGAUGGAAGGAAUGCUGCGGUGGAGAAUUGAUCGACAAAGAAACAGAGGGAUGCUGCAACGCAACCUCUUACGCGCAWGACACGCACCAUUGCUGCGGUAAUGAAGUAAUUGAUGCCAACACAAGCAGCUGUUGUGGAGACAGACCCUAUGCACAUGKAACGCASCAGUGCUGCGGCAAUGAAGUGAUCGAUGCAAACACGAAAACGCAAGAAUGCUGUGGUGAAAAAGUAAUYGAURCGGAUUCACACGCUUGCUGUAAAGAAAAACCUUACGCACGGGAAACGCAAGAAUGCUGCUCAAAUGAAGUCAUCGAGAGCGAGACGCAAGGUUGCUGUGACGGAAAAUCCUACGAUCGCGGUCACCAUGAAUGCUGCCAUAARGAUGUGAUCUCUAAAUCAUUACAAGGCUGCUGCAAUGGUGAAAAGUACCUUACUUUAUUCAAGAAAUGCUGUAAAGAUCAACUACAGUGGAAGCAUGUAGAUUGCUUGACUCCUGAUCAAUCAGUAGAAAACUGACAUUCAAAAACUCGCUUUUUAUAAGGGGACUAAGUGUGUUGAUUAGUUAUAGGGUUUUGUAGGGUUAUGUAGGGCUUAUUUUCAAAAUUUCACGUAAAAUUACUGUUAAUUUCUAGUUAUUAUCAUUAAUAUCGUUUUCCAUGCAGCAAUUUAUUUGGAUAAUUGAAACUAUAAUCAUUAUACUUGYAAAACCAAUGUCGAAUGAAUUAUCAUUGUCGAUUCAGUAAAACAAAU